UCCGCCUGCUUCCCAGCCUGCUUCCGUUAUUGAAAAGGUUUUUCCGGUUUCGCCGCCGCGUCGCAACAGCCAAAGGCUGCGAGUGUCGCACAUUCGAAGUUCACUCUAAAGCAGAGAGGUGGGCUCAUUGAAACUCCGGUCGUCGCUCUGUCGAGGCCUGAGGAGUUGAGACAUCGCGAUGGGGUCGCAGAUGGUGCUAACCACGCUUUUCAGGGUUGGAGGACUUGGUAUGAGACAAAUGGGCUACCGGAUUGCCGAUGUUCAUUGCGACCAGCUAUGUCAGCGGCUAGCCAACCAAGCAGCUUUACGACGUCAUUUCUCCGCUCGUCACUCGUCUCUGAGAAAAGACGACGGCCUAGACUCAAAAUUGGAAAGCAGUCAAUCUUCCGUGAAGCCCCUGCUGGAACCAGAUGACGAGACACGCUCAAUUUUGAAUGACAUUUGGCGCGAUUUCGAAUGCGUUCCGCCAAAGCCGAGCCCGGCCGAAGGAGGUAGCAGUGGCGGUAGUCCAGGGCCCGCUGCCGCACCGAAAGGAGACCUGCCGAAAGAAAACGCAACAGAUGUGCCCCGAGUUCGCAGCCUGCUGCACUCUGCCAGAGCCAACGCCAAAAUGCUAUUUGCGGACGAAGACUCGUCGAUAAUCUUGGACUCUGCCGAGGAGCAAAUGUCUGAUGAUGUGGAUUACAUUCCUCAAAACAUCAAAGUUGAUCCACUGGAAGGCUUCAACUUGAAACGUGGUCAAACUGGAGUCUUUGAAGUUGAUGAGCUAGUUGACAUUCUACGAGAGGAAAAACUGUCUGACAUAGCUGUCAUCACUGUUCCAAAGGAGAUGGCUUAUUCAGACUACUUGGUUUUGGCAACAGCAAUCUCGUCACGCCAAGCCAAAGGAGUGACAGAAUUUUUGCGAAAAUUGUACAAGCGCAAGAGGGAUAGCAGAGACCCAAACCUGGUUAUUGAGGGAGAAGAAAGUGCCGAUUGGAAAGUGCUCGACAUGGGGAAUGUGGUGUUGCACAUAUUUUUGGCAGAGACACGCAGACAUUAUGAUGUGGAAACCUUAUGGACUGUAGGGAGCCAUUAUGAUGAUCUUACGCAUGCAAAGGAUGAUCCAGUCUACAACCUGCUGCAGCAGCAGAUUCAAAUGAUGCAGGAGAUGCAACCCAAAGAGCUUGAUGAUCGCUGUGCUCUGCAUUCUUGAUUUGCUUUGCAACAUACAUGCAUCUGCUAUACUAUACUGUUAAGUCUGUUCACCUUGUUAUAAGUGCAACCGGUUAAUGUCACUAUGUGUGUUUCAUACCACAGUGUGGGAAUGUCUAGUGAAGAAUGCAGUUUGAUCUGCACAUGUCAAAUGCAAACAAAGCUGCUGGUGGAUACUGAAUAUUAAUAAGUGCUAUUUAAAUUGAAUAACUAAGCAUUUUUGUUCUCUUUCAUAACUGAGCCAUUUUAGAGUUCUUGUUAUAUCCUGUCUCUAAUGUAAUUUUUUACUGUGCAGCUGAUAACAGUAUUGCCUAUUUUCAGAACUUGUGACAAUGCAGGCUACAAUUUAAUUUGUGUUAAUAGGAAGCAACUGCUAAGUUUCAUAUCAGCCGCGUCCUAGACCAUAUAAUUUAUCCAGGCAUACUUACCAUGUUGUACUUGGGACAUUGGAAUUCAUUUUAGUCAGCCUUCUGGUUUGCAUAUUUAAUAAAUAGCAUGCUUUUAAAUGAAAGCAUUUUAGCUUAAGCCUGGUUCAUUUUUUGAGCAUCUGGAAAUGUAUUCUGCAUAUUGUUGGGGCUCUGCGCUGGGACAGCCAACAGAUCUAGCACUGCAUGUGUCAAUUUGAGUUGGCAGCUGCGAGACUGUAUAAUCAGCCCAACCUGUUUUUAUUUAUUUUUUUAUUUGUAUAGCAAUUGAGUUCUGUUACUUAGAAUGAUGACUUGAAGUUACUAUGCUUACCAAGAUACUGCUACAGCCCUGCAGUGUAAUAGGGCAUGUGUCACAAGCAGUUUUCUAGUAAUUUACUAGUGCAUUGUUAAACACAGGGUGGUGCCACUUUACAGGAGCCUCGGAUAGCGAAGCAUUGCAGCUUUUUGUAUAAAGUAGCCGAGUUGCAGUCCAGCUUAGUGCACACCAUGUUAGUUCGUUUCAUUGAAUUGAAUAUUGCACAGUAUUUUGUAAUGUUUUGGUCACUGAAGUGGUGCAGUAAAGUUGUCCAAUGAAAUGAA
Messenger RNA from Rhipicephalus microplus (southern cattle tick), 2201 nucleotides. RefSeq names its product ribosomal silencing factor RsfS-like protein, 312 (gene RsfS312). Gene Ontology annotation, biological process: negative regulation of translation; negative regulation of ribosome biogenesis. Gene Ontology annotation, cellular component: mitochondrion. Gene Ontology annotation, molecular function: ribosomal large subunit binding. The record is from RefSeq and is a predicted model, not a curated record. Lineage: Eukaryota; Metazoa; Arthropoda; Arachnida; Ixodida; Ixodidae.